This is a messenger RNA of Setaria italica (foxtail millet), 635 nucleotides long. Its product is annotated as late embryogenesis abundant protein EMB564. The transcript has a single exon. Gene Ontology annotation, biological process: response to abscisic acid. Gene Ontology annotation, cellular component: cytosol. Lineage: Eukaryota; Viridiplantae; Streptophyta; Magnoliopsida; Poales; Poaceae. Bases 57 to 341 code for a protein of 94 amino acids. The record is from RefSeq and is a predicted model, not a curated record.
UGAGCAAGAGGACUGAGGGCAGUACACAGCAGCAACCAGCUCGAAGAGUAACAGAGAUGGCGUCGCAGCAAGCGGAGAAGGCGGCGGAGCUGCAGGACCCGCGGGUCCGGGCGGAGCUUGACCGGCGCGUCCGCGAGGAGGGCGAGACCGUCAUCAAGAGCGGCGGCGGCGGCACCACCCUGGAGGCCCAGGAGCGCCUCGCCGAAGGGCGCAAGAAGGGAGGGCUGAGCCGCACGGCGGAGUCCGGCAACGACCGCGCCGAGAGGGAGGGCGCGGCGGUGCGCGUCGAGCCCGACGAGAAGCAGCUCGAGGAGGCCAAGAAGAGCAUCGGCGGCGGCUGAACGCGUCAUCAACCGUUUGACAAACCACCGUAGUGUCACUAGCUAGCGUGCGUGUAUCGAUCGGUAUGGACAUGUAGUCUUAGUCUAGUUAGUAGGUUUGCUAUUUGGUUGCCAUGCGUAUGUGCAUAUGUUAGGAAUGGUCGAAGGCUACAAAAUUUUGGUCCCUGCAUUGAGGCCAUCGCCCUUGUACACAAGCUAAGCUUGGAUGAAGCUACCAUAUCCCCUCUGGCUGCAACAUUUUGGUGCUGCGCAUCUCCUUCAACACAUGUGGCUGUAGCUUUGAGCCCAAUUAUA